This is a messenger RNA of Colletotrichum aenigma, 1533 nucleotides long. It is a transcript of the gene prlL-8, whose product is annotated as MFS transporter prlL. Gene Ontology annotation, biological process: transmembrane transport. The coding region runs from base 1 to 1533 and encodes 510 amino acids. The record is from RefSeq and is a predicted model, not a curated record. The transcript has 4 exons. Gene Ontology annotation, molecular function: transmembrane transporter activity. Gene Ontology annotation, cellular component: membrane. NCBI's taxonomy places the organism in Eukaryota, Fungi, Ascomycota, Sordariomycetes, Glomerellales, Glomerellaceae.
AUGCCAGACACUAAAUCCAAUGCGACGGCCCUCGGCCACAAGAGUGUGUCAGAGGAUGAAGAGGGAGGGCGAGCUGGUGUAAAAAGUGUACCGAGUCCGAUUGAUGAGGACGACAUCGUGGCUCGCAUGAACAACCUUGAUCCUCCCGUGACGCCGGAGGAAGUUAAAGCAGUGAGGAGAAAGAUUGACAUGCGACUACCUCCCUUCCUUCUGGUUCUGUACAUGUUCACAUGGUUGGAUCGUGGGGCUCUGGGUAACGCAGCCUUGAUGGGGAUUCGUGAGGAUCUCGGGUUUUCUCCCAAGCAGUUCUCAUUAGCUGUCAGCAUGUUCUUUGUGGGAACAUGCAUCGCUGAUCUGUUUACGAACAUCGGAAUGCGAUACAUCCGGCCAUCCCUAUACUUGGCGACAGCUAUGAUCAUCUGGGGAGUCUUUGCAACUUUACAAGCGGUCGCAGGCAGUCCAGGUGGCAUGUAUGCCAUUAGGUUCUUUUUGGGCAUCUUUGAAGCAUGUUUCAUCAGUGGUGCUCCAUAUCUCACGACAGUACUCUAUCCAAGAGCGGAAUGGGGCCGUCGCAUCAGCAUCUACCUUUCGGCAACACCCUUGGCUGGUGCCUUUGGAGGAUGGGUGGCAUACGGAGUUGCGAACAUUUCGAACCCGAGCGUGAAACAUUGGCAAGCUCUGUUCCUCAUCGAGGGUCUGCUCACUAUUCUCAUCGGUCUACUUUGUGUCUGGGUUCUUCCGGAUCGCCCGCACAACACAAAGUGGCUUACACCUCGAGAGCGCGACGUCGCUACCUGGCGGAUGAUGCAGGAUGGUAACAGGACUCACGGCAAGAUCAAUUGGAAGACUACCCUAAAUCAACUCCGUGACUGGAGACUGUGGAUGAACAUAUUCAUCUACAUGGGCCAGGUCCUUCAGACCUACACGAUUGCGACCUUUACCCCCAUCAUCGUCGCAACCUUUGGAUACGACAACAUCAAAGCUCAACUGAUGGUAGCACCGCCUUACUGCGUCGCCUUUGUGAUGGUGUUUGUUGUUGGAUACGCGAGUGACAGACUGAAGUCUUGCUCGGGGCUGCUGGUCAUCUGUUCUAUCGUCGCGGCUACUGGAGAUCUCUUACUGGCCGUCCUACCGCACACGGCAGCGAGCGCAAGAUACGGUGCGACGUUCUUGAUCUUGACUGGAAUCCUGUCGGGGGUCACAUUGAGUGUUGGUAAUAUUACAAGCAAUUGCUGUGGGGAUAUCAAGAAAGGAAUCGCAUCUGGACUGUUUCAGUCCUUCGGAAGUACCAUGGGCAUUGCCACUGGAUAUCUGUUCCAGUCAACAGAUGGUCCGGCCUACAAAAAGGGAUUCUGGACACUUUUCGCAGCCACAUGUUGGACCGGUGGUGGUAGCGCCUUCAUGACAAUUAUGACGAUUAGGGAGAACAGACGGAGAGAUCGAGAGUUCGGAAAGCCUCCCGAGGAUGUAGUGAUUGACUUUGACGAGGGAGGCCAAAUGGAGAACCAUCCAUAUUGGAGGUAUUACCGUUAG